GAAUGAUCGAUCAUAUAUAGUUUUUCCCCUCCUAAUUGCAUCAAAAUUUCUUUUGUUGCCAGGGUUUAAAUGCAGGAGAAACUGUUAUUCCUUGUUUUGGACCGGAUAUAGUGUGGGUUGGGGCAGAGAUGCGUAAUGCGCAGAGCAAGCUCCAUCUCUUCUCCAAAUAGGCAGCCUUCAAGAUCCGAAAAUGUCUAAAUCGGAGGUGAAGAAGGAGUCUGGGGAGUCCAGCCCGUCGGAGGCCGCCUGCCUCUGCCCUCCUCCGGCGGCAAAGAACCAGUGCGCGAGCUGCGGCAUGGAGAUCCAAGACCGCUACCUGCUGAAGGUCAACAACCUGAACUGGCACCUGGGCUGUCUGGAGUGUUCAGUGUGCAGAGCGUCUCUGCGCCAACACAGCAGCUGCUACGUUAAAAACAAAGAAAUCUACUGCAAGCUCGAUUAUUUCAGUAGGUUCGGCACUAAGUGCGCCCAGUGUGGCCGACAGGUGUACGCCAGUGACUGGGUGCGAAGGGCUCGGGGCAGCGUGUACCACCUGGCCUGUUUCGCCUGUUUCUCCUGCAAGAGGCAGCUGUCGACCGGGGAGGAGUUCGGCCUGGUGGAGGGCAGGGUGCUUUGCCGCAGCCACUACGACAUCAUGCUGGACAAUCUACGCAGAGCUGCAGAGAACGGCACAGGACUGACUCUGGAAGGAGCGCUACCUUCUGAUCAGGACUGCCAACCAAAACCAGCCAAGAGGGCACGGACAUCAUUCACUGCAGAGCAGCUGCAGGUGAUGCAGACUCAGUUUGCCCAGGACAACAACCCAGAUGCUCAGACGCUGCAGAAACUGGCAGAAAUGACGGGACUGAGCAGGCGAGUCAUACAGGUUUGGUUUCAGAACUGCCGGGCGCGACACAAAAAGCAGCCGCCUCAGAGCAGCUUCUCUCAAAGCGCUCCGCUGUCCAGGAUGCCCCCGUCGCUGCCAGAAGAUAUCCACUAUUCACCGUUCAGCAGCCCAGACCGACCACACCUGCUGGCCCUGCAUGGAUACCUGGACACUCAUCCCUUCUCUGUCCUCGCUGCUCCGGGCCACUUGACCCACCCGUCCAUCUCUUUACCACAGCUUCCCAUCAGCCGCUGACUUGCUGUGUCUACUUUUCCACCGUCGACACUCUGAUGAUGUUGUGGAGGGAAAAAAAUCCUUUGGGACGCCCUGUCAGCAAUUUGCUCCGUUUGGAAGUCAAGUCCUCGGGUGACGGCAGGACCGCGUUUUUUAAUCAGUCGGGUUUCUCAUUGUGAGACUGCUGAGUAAACUGUGGUGAAGCCUUCAGGCUAACACAGGAGUAACUUUUUAAUUUUGUCUUGUUUUUUUUUUUUAUAUAAUGCAGAAGACCACUUUUAUUUUAUUUUCCUUUUUUUUCCACGGGACAUGAAACAUUGCAUCAAGUUGGAAAUGGUUUUCACUUUCAAACAAGAUAUUUUAAUUGCUCCAACAUGAGCUUAAAGAAAAGAAGAAAAGAGGAGUGGUCUUAGCAGUGUUACAGUAAAACCUCAGCAUUUUUCUUUUUUACAUUUUGUACUGGUGAUGAGCACAUUUGCAGCUUUAUUGUUGUUUGUUGUUGUAUUGUUGUCAGAAAAUGGAAACUCUUAUUUAUUCAGAGCAAAACUUCACUUUUAAAAACGCACUUUUGAAUGUGUCUUGAAAUGGAAAAAUUCAGUUACUGUACAUUGUAAAUACGGUCAUGGUUUAAUAAAAUGUAUCA
Maylandia zebra (zebra mbuna) is the source of this 1742-nucleotide messenger RNA. RefSeq names its product LIM homeobox 6b (gene lhx6b). Gene Ontology annotation, biological process: regulation of transcription by RNA polymerase II; neuron differentiation; forebrain neuron development. Gene Ontology annotation, cellular component: nucleus. The record is from RefSeq and is a predicted model, not a curated record. Gene Ontology annotation, molecular function: DNA-binding transcription factor activity, RNA polymerase II-specific; RNA polymerase II transcription regulatory region sequence-specific DNA binding. NCBI's taxonomy places the organism in Eukaryota, Metazoa, Chordata, Actinopteri, Cichliformes, Cichlidae.